GUGUGCGAUGCGCGUACGCCGCCAAUCCGAGACAGCCGUGCCGAAGAUGUCCAGUCCAUAGACAUUCAUUUCUCCACAUAUAAAGACAAGUACCACAAUCCCCUGGACAAUGAAACUGCAACAGAAAAACUAAAACUCCCUGCAGUAUCGAUUCAUAAAAACUGGCAUCAAGUUUCAUUUGAUUUGGCAGAUAACAUCUCUAUUCGCAAAAGUGUAGCAACAAGCAGCAACCAAGACGUAGCUAAAUGGCCGGCGAGUGCAGCGGUGGACGGUGAUAUAAGACAAGAAAUAACAUACUGCGCACACACACUUGCCGAAAAUCAACUUACUGCCUGGUGGAGGGUUGACCUGGGGCAACUAAUGACAAUCAACUAUAUCACAAUAUAUUAUAGGGCUGCAACUAGAGACAGAUUUGCUGGUUACAAGAUUUUUGUGUCAAACACUACGGACUGGAAUAAUGGCCAACUCUGCUUUGAGGACCCUAGUACCUCAAUUAAUGAAGUAUCGGAUAUAGUAUCGCAUCAAUGUCAAUAUGUAGCUAAGUAUGUGACCAUUUACAACUCGAGAAGCACUCCUAAUACGCGCUAUGACCAUUAUUCAAAGUGGGCUGUUUUAGAGCUAUGUGAAGUUCAAGUUUUUGGAUGUCCAAUACGGAUGUAUGGACAAAGCAGUUGUGACCAGCCAUGUCCAGGGGACUGCUAUGGAGGAAAUUGCAACGCCGCCAAUGGGUCUUGUUUCUAUUGUUUUCCAGGGAAAUACGGUGACAAGUGUAACAAAGAGUGCACCACUAGCUGCAAAGGCAGUAUCUGCGAAAAGGACUCGGGAAUAUGUACAGAAUGCAAUCAAACAAAACAUGGAGAUUUCUGUAAGCAAGAUUGCCCUAGGAAUUGUAACGACAGCAAGUGUUACCAACAUACUGGCUAUUGUAAAGGAUGUAUUCCUGGAAGGUCCGGUGACAGGUGUGAACGUCAGUGCUCUGGUAACUGUGAAGACAUGACAUGUCUACAGGACAGUGGAAACUGUAUAGGAUGUGUUCAAGGAAAACAAGGUUUACAGUGCGCUGAAGAUUGUCCAAGCGACUGUUUGACAUGCGUGCAAGAUGAUGGAAAAUGUACAGAAUGUGUUCGGGGUCAAUAUGGUUCAAAUUGUGAACUGGAUUGCAAUGACAUCUGUAAAGAUAACCUUUGCACAAAAGACGAUGGCAACUGUCUUGAAUGUCAGCAUGGAUAUCACGGCGUGGACUGCACACUAGAAUGCGAAUCCGACUGCAAAAUAUGCCAACGGGAAGACGGUGAUUGUACAGAAUGCUUGGAUGGUUUAUAUGGUGGAAACUGCAGUCUGUCUUGUGUCAAGUGUGAGCGGUGUUCUAGGGACACUGGGAAGUGCCUCACUACCUGCAUGCCUGGAUACGAAGAAGAAUUUUGUCAAAUGAGCAUAAAAUCGCCCCCACAGGAUGAUUCUACUGGGACGACAGUUGGCAUUGUUGUUGGAUUGCUUCUCUUGGUAUCUAUUAUAACAAUUGGCGUUGUGUUCUUCAUCAGGAGGCGCAGACAGAACUCUUUGAAGGAAGAAGAUUCAUUGGAUGAGUUCGGCAGGCGGGAUAUGUCUCGAUCAUCACGGCUCAACAAUGGCUAUGAGUCAGAUGAACGAACGUCAGAACCAUUACCGAAACAACUCGAUAACGUUUACGUCAAUGCUGCAAAUGUAAACAAAAAGACAGACCAAUACGAAGAGGUGUACUGUAAUUCAGGUUCUGAGGGUAUCGCUAUUAGUGACCUGACAUCGUUGGUGAAAACGAAGAUGUUAAACAAAGCAAAAGCGUUUGAAGAGGAAUACAAGUCGCUACCAUCAGGGGAUUUGUAUGAACAUAAAGUUGGGAUGAUGACCGAAAACAAACUAAAAAACAGAUUUAAGACCACGUUUCCAUAUGACCAUUCACGAGUAGUCCUUGACAAACAGGACAAAGAUCCACACUCGGACUACAUUAAUGCAAGCUAUAUCGAUAGUGUCACGCUACCUGCUGAGUAUAUAGCAACACAAGGACCAACAAACAAAACCGUAGAUGAUCUGUGGCGUAUGAUCUGGCAGCUGAACUCUGGCAAAAUCAUAAUGCUUACUAAUCUGUCUGAGGGACCAAAGAAAAAGUGUGUGAAAUACUGGCCUGACGAAGGACAACCGAUGUCUACAAAACAUUUCGAGAUCGUCCUAGACAGAGAAAGGGUCUACGCCUUCUAUGUCAUCCGGGAUAUCAUUCUCACAGAAAAGAAGACCCAAUCAGUGCGACAAGUACACCAGUUUCACUACACCACGUGGCCAGACCACGGAACCCCAAACCCCAAUGAACUUGUCGUGUUCCAUCGUCGAAUGAAGCUUUACAAGAAUUCCUUACCAGGAAAGAUGGUUGUCCAUUGCAGUGCCGGUAUCGGGCGAACAGGAACGUUCAUUGCGCUGGAUGCUUUGUUGGAUUACGGCAAAGAAUCUGGAAUGGUCGACAUCAUAGGUUACAUUAGAACCAUGAGGAAGGACAGGAUCAAUAUGGUUCAAACCAUUGAUCAGUAUAUUGCUCUGCACAACAUCCUGAUUGAGGCGUUUGACAUGCCAGACACCCUUAUACCCAGAGUGGAGUACCAUGCAGCACUGAACAGACUGUCGGAUGAUGUCCCAGUUAACCAAACGAAAUUAUGGCAGGAACAUCAGUUGUUGCAAACUAUGAAGCCAACAUAUACCAAAGUCGACUAUAAAGCAGCACUCCUUCCCGUCAACCGCAACAAGAACAAGGAUCCGAAUGUCUUAGCAGUUGACAAAUUCAGAGCAUACCUGACGUCAUCAUUAUCCGACAGAACCGAUUAUAUCAACGCUGUGGCUGUUCCUUCUUACACGUCUCGAACCGGUUACAUCAUUACCCAGAGUCCUGUAGAUGACACCAUCGUCGAUGUUUUGACAAUGAUAAUGGACAACCAAUGUGAUACCAUUGUUAUCAUUGAAAAAGACCCCAUCGUAAGUGUACGAGCUUGA
Molecule: messenger RNA, 3015 nt
Organism: Mizuhopecten yessoensis (Yesso scallop)
Lineage: Eukaryota; Metazoa; Mollusca; Bivalvia; Pectinida; Pectinidae
Product: receptor-type tyrosine-protein phosphatase T-like
Exons: 25
Biological process (GO): protein dephosphorylation
Molecular function (GO): protein binding; protein tyrosine phosphatase activity
Source: RefSeq, a predicted model, not a curated record